Molecule: messenger RNA, 2310 nt
Organism: Diprion similis
Lineage: Eukaryota; Metazoa; Arthropoda; Insecta; Hymenoptera; Diprionidae
Exons: 1
Coding region: 1-2310 (769 amino acids)
Molecular function (GO): nucleic acid binding
Source: RefSeq, a predicted model, not a curated record
AUGCGAGAGUCAAGUACUACUACAAAGCUUCGAGUCGUUUUCAACGGAUCGCAGAAAACUAACGCCGGACAUUCUCUAAAUGAUCAUCUUCACGUGGGCCCAAAGAUUUUGCCUGAACUCGUCAGCAUCUUACUUCGAUGGAGAGCGCACGCAGUCGUGUUCUCCGCCGAUAUGGAAAAAAUGUAUAGACAAGUAUUGGUGCAUGAAGAGGAUCGUGAUCUUCAACGAAUUUGCUGGAGAAAGGACUCCUCAUUGGAAAUUAAUACUUACCGUCUUCGCACGGUAACGUACGGCCUCACGUGUGCUCCCUUCCUCGCAAUAAGAGUGCUCCGUCAACUCGCUCAUGAUGAAAGGGAUCGCUUCCCAAUUGGAGCCUCAGCACUUUCGAGCGACGUCUACGUCGAUGACGUUUUAUCUGGUGCUGACGACAUCACCAGUGCCUUGAUCAAGCAAAACGAAUUAAUCGAGUUGCUCAAGGCGGGCGGUUUCACUCUACGGAAAUGGACCUCAAAUACUCCAGAACUUCUUGAACAUCUAACGCCUGAAGUCAGAGCCACGACAACGUCGAUCGUCUGGCAACCGGAAACCUUCCACAUGCUGGGGCUAUCAUGGCAAUCGAGCAGUGACUCUUUUCUUUUCCAGUUAAACACUACCAAGCUUCAGCAUCCUCUAACAAAAAGAAAUGUGUUGUCGCGUAUUGCUCAACUCUUCGACCCGCUUGGAUGGCUAGCACCAGUUGUUAUACUCGCAAAAAUAUUCAUGCAAUCCCUGUGGCUGCUUAAACUCGAAUGGGAUGACGCCUUACCUGACGAACAAGUCAACCGUUGGAUCGAAAUUCAUUCAGAUCUACCAGCAAUCUCGAAUUUCCGCAUUCCUCGAUGGCUCGGAUUAAACUCAUCGCAACAGACUGUCGAGCUUCAUGGUUUCGGGGACGCGUCACAGCUUGCUUAUGCUGCUGUAGUGUAUUUGCGCAUCAUUCGUGAUGGACAAUCUUCGGUUACUCUCGUAUCGUCCAAAACGAAAGUCGCUCCGGUCAAACAAGUUUCCCUGCCGCGAUUAGAACUUUGUGCUGCUAACCUCGUCACGCGACUAGCUAAAACUAUCCUUGCUAUGCUCAAACUCGAUCGUCCGGUUCACCUUUGGUCAGACUCGACGAUAACACUUGCGUGGAUACGUGCACACCCGACCAAGUGGACAACCUACGUAGCUAAUCGUGUAGCUGACAUUCAACUUUCUCUCCCGAAUGCUAUUUGGCACCACGUUGAAUCAGCAAGCAAUCCGGCAGAUUGCGCAUCUCGAGGAGUUCUCGCAUCGGACCUUCAAGACCACUCUCUCUGGUGGAGAGGCCCUGAAUGGUUGCACGAAGAUGCUAACAACUGGCCGUCCAGUCCUCGUAAACCUCCGAAUGAUCUUCCAGAAACUCGUUUGACGUCUCACGCCGUCGCCGAACAAAUUGACGAGCCAUACCAUCUCCUCACCAAGUACUCGAACUUGACAAGGUUAUCAAGAAUCACUGCUUGGUGUUGUCGUGUCAAUCUCACAAAAAAUGGUAAACGCAAUCUAACUCCAGCACUCACGCCAUCUGAAAUCGCUGCCGCCCUCCUGCGUCUCAUUCGAGUUGAACAAAACCGCAAUUUUAAAACUGAAAUUCGUCUUCUCGAAUCCGGACAAACGCCUUCGAAAGGGCAACUUCUCAAACUGAGCCCCCUUCUCGACGACAAAGGUCAUCUCCGCGUGGGCGGACGGCUAAAAAACUCACUUCUCGAUCCUGAUGAGAAACACCCUUACAUUCUACCAAGCCGAUCUCCAUUGACUAAGUUACUCAUCGAACAUUAUCAUAAGGAAACUCUUCACGGCGGAGUGCAGCUCACUCUCGCCACCCUCCGACAACGAUACUGGGUGAUUGGUGGUCGCACUGCAGUGAAAGCGGUCAUACACAGAUGUCUUAUUUGCGUGCGACACCGAGCUACGACAGCGACUCAAAUCAUGGGAAAUCUUCCGAAGGCUCGAGUCACCCGAGCUCGACCCUUCCUCCACUCUGGAGUAGAUUACGCUGGUCCAAUCUACCUUCGAACUGCGAAAGGAAGGGGACACAAAUCGUACAAGGCUUACAUUGCCGUGUUCGUUUGCUUUUCGACAAGAGCGGUACACCUUGAAGCCGUAUCCGACUACACCACUGAUAGCUUCUUGGCGGCAUUCCGGCGAUUUGUUUCGCGCAGAGGAAAGUGCGCUACACUUACAAGUGAUUGCGGAACAAAUUUUGUAGGAGCAGACGCUGAACUACGAGCUCUCCUUGCUACUACUUUGUGA